GCGGACGGGACAGAAGCAACUAGAAUCAUAGCAGCCUAGUGUGGCCGAAGCCGAACUAAGCCGGGCCAAGCGACACAACAGCCUGAAUGACCACAGAGCAAGGGUCCUGAGUCACCUCGCGUCGUCCAUCAACGUACUAGUAAACACUUGCAAUCCCAGCAAAGCAAAAGUGGCUACCAAGAAGAAAUGUGGUCACCGAGGCCCCUCCUGCUGGCUGUGGUACUGUGCUCAGUGCUGUCUGUGGUACGCGUGAAGACCGCUCCCUGCCAGGCAUGCCGCAAACUCACAGAGAACUUCAUCAAGGGCUUGGAAAGAACAGCCAAUAAGAACUUUGGGGGUGGGAACACAGCAUGGGAGGAGGAGAAACUUGCCAAAUAUGCACGCAGUGAGACUCGGCUGCUGGAGAUCGUGGAGUCUGCGUGUGACAGCUCGGACUUCGAGUGCAACAGACUGCUGGAGCAGAUUGAGGACCAAGUGGAGACAUGGUGGUUCCAUAGACAGCAGGAAGCACCAGACCUGUUUGAGUGGCUUUGUAUUGAUGAACUGAGGCUGUGUUGCCCGCCAGGGAAGUUUGGACCUGAUUGUGCAGAGUGUCCUGUGGGCCCCGGCGGGGUGUGUGGGGGUCUGGGGCGCUGUGAAGGGGAAGGGACACGCCUGGGGGGUGGAGAGUGUGUCUGUGACCCAGGCUACGCUGGGCAGCUGUGCCAGGACUGUGCAGAUGGCUACUAUAGAGAGAAGACCUCCAAUCACACACAGGCUUCCUGUUCAGCGUGCUACCACGCCUGUAAGAAGUGCACUGGACCAGAGGACUACAGAUGCCUGGACUGCAAGGCAGGCUGGAUUCUCCAUGACAACAAGUGUGUGGAUAUGGACGAGUGUGGCACGGAGCUGGCGCGAUGUCCCUCCAACACUUACUGCUUCAACACGGAUGGCUCAUACGAGUGCAGAGGCUGUGACCAGGCAUGUGUGGGCUGCAUGGGCAGUGGACCGGCUCGCUGUAAGAAGUGUGCCCGCGGGUACAGACUGGUGGGAGCCAAGUGCCUGGAUAUCGAUGAGUGCAGCGAGAGAGCGAUCGCGUGUCCCGGUCUCAACGAGGCCUGCAUCAACGAGGAGGGCUCCUUCCGCUGUGAGUGUGCAGACGGGUACCUGCGCAGGGACAGCAUCUGUGUGGAGAACCUGCCACCCUCGGGCCCGGAGAAGGGGCUUUUCGAGGACAUGACGGACGACGAGGUGCUGGUGCUGCAGCAGAUGUUCUUUGGGGUGGUGAUCUGCGCCCUGGCUACACUGGCUGCCAAGGGAGACAUGGUCUUCACCGCCAUCUUCAUUGGGGGCGUGGCCGCCAUGGCCGGAUACUGGCUGUCAGAGAAAGGGGACCGCAUGCUGGACGGAUUCCUUCGGGGACGUUAGAUACU
This is a messenger RNA of Megalops cyprinoides (Indo-Pacific tarpon), 1412 nucleotides long. RefSeq names its product protein disulfide isomerase Creld1 (gene creld1b). The record is from RefSeq and is a predicted model, not a curated record. Gene Ontology annotation, molecular function: calcium ion binding. Bases 187 to 1407 code for a protein of 406 amino acids. NCBI's taxonomy places the organism in Eukaryota, Metazoa, Chordata, Actinopteri, Elopiformes, Megalopidae. The transcript is spliced from 11 exons.